Boleophthalmus pectinirostris (great blue-spotted mudskipper) is the source of this 3036-nucleotide messenger RNA. Its product is annotated as thyrotropin-releasing hormone-degrading ectoenzyme. The transcript is spliced from 20 exons. The record is from RefSeq and is a predicted model, not a curated record. Gene Ontology annotation, biological process: proteolysis; peptide catabolic process. Gene Ontology annotation, molecular function: peptide binding; metalloaminopeptidase activity; zinc ion binding. NCBI's taxonomy places the organism in Eukaryota, Metazoa, Chordata, Actinopteri, Gobiiformes, Gobiidae. Gene Ontology annotation, cellular component: cytoplasm. The coding region runs from base 1 to 3036 and encodes 1011 amino acids.
AUGGGACUGAACGACAGUAGCCCAGGGGCCAUGCGCAAUGGCAGAGGCCUCUCUGACCAGUGGGCUGAGUCGGUGGUGGUUCGGCCCCGCACAACAGAGCGCCACAUCACUGUGCACAAGAAACUGGUGCUGGGCUUUGCCCUGUCCAUCCUCACCCUCAUCAUCGUCACUGCAGUGGCCGUGGUGCUGAGCGUGCGCUAUGAAGAGUGCAGUGUUCGAGAUGGGCCUCCUGAGCUGGGCUCUCGGGCUGCUGGAGGCUCAGCUCGACUCAAUGGGAGCAGAGACAGAGCGGGGGACAGGGGCGAGGAGGAGGUACAGCCCUGGAGGAGCUCCCGUCUCCCCGGGACACUCCGGCCAAGGCACUACGAGCUGCGGCUGGCUGUGUGCAUGGACAACUUCACCUUCUCCGGAGAUGUCAGCAUUGAGAUAGAGUGUGUCAACGCCACGCGCUUCAUUGUGCUGCACACUGACCGCCUGGAGGUGGACCGGGUCUCGGUAUCCGCGGAGGGCAGUGGCAGUGGACGCCUCACAAACAGACCAGGGGGCGGAGUUAUGCGCAUCCAUCGCCACUUUGCCUUUCCACUUAAUCAGAUGUAUGUGGUGGUCCUGCACCGGGAACUCAAGCCAAUGAGGCUGUAUCGACUCAAUAUCAGCUUUGAUGCAGCCAUCGAGGACGAGCUGUUGGGAUUCUUCAGGAGCUCAUACACCUUACACAGAGAGAAAAGAUACCUGGCCGUGACCCAGUUCAGUCCAAUCCACGCCCGAAAAGCCUUCCCCUGCUUUGAUGAGCCCAUCUACAAGGCCACCUUCUCCCUGACGUUGCGCCAUGACCCGCAGUACCUCUCUCUGUCCAACAUGCCGGUCGAGAGCAGUGUUUUGAGUGAGGAGGAUGGCUGGAUCACCAACCGCUUCAGCCGCACCCCUCGUAUGUCCACCUACUACCUGGCCUGGGCCGUGUGCAACUUCACCUACAGAGAGACGCAGGCAGACAGCGGAGUCACGAUCCGUCUGUAUGCCCGGCCCGAUGCCAUCUCUAGUGGAGCGGGGGACUACGCUCUCCACAUCACCAAGAGGCUCCUGGGAUUCUACCAGGACUACUUCCAGGUCCAGUACUCCCUGCCCAAGCUCGAUUUGUUGGCCGUGCCCAAACAUCCAUACGCUGCCAUGGAGAACUGGGGCCUGAAUGUGUUUGUGGAGCAGAAGAUCUUACUGGACGCGGAGGUGUCUUCAUCAUCCUAUCAGAUGGAGCUGACCAUGGUGGUGGUCCACGAGAUCUGUCACCAGUGGUUUGGAGACCUGGUGACCCCAGUGUGGUGGGAGGAUGUGUGGCUCAAAGAAGGCUUCGCGCAUUUCUUCGAGUAUGUUGGCACCGAUUUUCUCUUCCCAAAAUGGAACAUGGAAAAGCAGCGUUUCUUGACAGAUGUCCUCCACGAAGUGAUGCUACUGGAUGGCUUAAGUUCCUCUCAUCCCAUCUCGCAGGAAGUCCAGCAGGCCACAGACAUCGACAGAGUUUUUGAUUGGAUUGCCUACAAAAAAGGGGCUGCCUUAAUCCGGAUGCUGGCCAAUGUGAUGGGUCAGCCGCUGUUCCAGAAAGGACUCAAUGAUUACCUCCUCAGUCAUAUGUACAGCAACGCAGCCCGGGACGACCUGUGGAACAAACUGUCCAAGGCGAUGAGAUCCGAGGGGCGGGACAUCGACAUUGGAGAGAUGAUGGACAGGUGGACUCUACAAAUGGGAUAUCCAGUCGUAACCAUCAGCAAGAACCAAUCAGAGCAGCUUCCGACGCAUUACAUCAUAGUGAGCCAGGAGCACUUUCUGUAUGGACAGGAUCCCAAGACUAACAAUAGUUUACAAUGGCAAGUGCCGCUGACUGUCGCUGUGGGAAACACAUCUAUGAUCAGUACAGAGAAGCUCAUCUGGAUCAAUAACAAAACAGAAAUGCACAGAAUAGGUGAGAUACACGAGAACACAUGGUUGCUCGGUAACAUCAAUCAGACGGGUUAUUUCAGAGUGAACUAUGACCUUCAGAACUGGAAACUCCUCAUUCAGCAGCUACACUCCAACCCCCAGAUCAUCUCCAUUGGAAACAGAGCAGGCCUGAUCGAUGAUGCCUUCAAUCUGGCCAGGGCAGGGUACCUCCCUCAGAACAUUCCAUUGCAGCUGAUCAGCUACCUGCCGGAGGAGUCGUCCUUCCUGCCGUGGCAUGCUGCCAGCCGAGUGCUGUACCAGCUGGACAAACUUCUGGACCGCACCGACGAGUACAGCUUGUUUAGUGACUAUGUGCUGAAGCAGGUGGCAUCCCGCUAUCAUCAGAUGGGCUGGCCCAGUGCAGGACCUGGCAACGAGGGCAACAUCCUGCAGGCAUCAUACCAGACUGAGGAGCUACAGCGAGAGCUCAUCAUGUUAGCGUGCAGCUUCGGGAACAAGCAGUGUCACCGCCAGGCCGUGGCUUACAUCUCUGACUGGAUUUCCAGCAACAAGAACAGGAUCCCUCCUAACAUCAGAGACAUAGUAUAUUGUACAGGGGUCAGCCUGAUGGACGAGGAUGUAUGGGAGUUUAUCUGGAUGAAGUUUCACUCGUCUGGAGCUGUGUCUGAGAAGAAGAUCCUCCUGGAGGCUCUGACCUGCUCAGACAACACCUUCCUCCUCAACAGGUUACUGAACCUGUCCCUGAGCUCUGACCUGGUCCCGGAGCAGGAUGUGAUUGAUGUGAUUAUCCACGUGGGCAGAAACCCUCAGGGACGUGAUCUGGCCUGGAAAUACUUCAGGGAAAAGUGGGACAUCCUGAAUGCACGAUAUGGAGAGGCUUUGUUCAUGAACUCAAAGCUGAUUGGUGGAGUAACGGAGUUUCUCAACACAGAGAAGGAACUAAAUGAGUUAAAAGAGUUCAUCCAGAACAGUGGUGUUGGGGCAGGACCUGCGUUGCCGCGGGCGCUGGAGAUUGUUGAGGGAAAUGUCCGCUGGCAUCGUCUUCAUCGGCGACAGUUCUACCAGUGGCUCCGAAAACCUCAAAACUCUAAUGGCUUUAACGGAUAA